Molecule: messenger RNA, 2179 nt
Organism: Abrus precatorius (Indian licorice)
Lineage: Eukaryota; Viridiplantae; Streptophyta; Magnoliopsida; Fabales; Fabaceae
Product: notchless protein homolog
Exons: 13
Coding region: 164-1609 (481 amino acids)
Biological process (GO): ribosomal large subunit assembly
Cellular component (GO): nucleolus
Molecular function (GO): protein binding
Source: RefSeq, a predicted model, not a curated record
AGCUGGGAAGGAGCUGUGUGGUAGUCCAAAGCUUUUUGAAAAAGCCUCGUUAAUGGUUUUCCUAAAACGCAACACCUUUACCUCUUCUCACUGUUAGAACUAUAAAACCAAUCAGCCCUCAGUUGAAGAGUAACAAUCAUCAACUACAAACCUUUGUUGGAAAAUGGAGACAGAGACAGAGAUAAUGGCGGUGGAGAAGAGGGAGAUGAUCAACAAUGUGUUGUGCCUUUUGACGGACCCAGAUGGAACUCCUUUGGGUGCUCCUAUGUACCUUCCUCAAAACGCUACUCCUCAACACCUUAACCAGAUUGUCAAUAAGCUUCGAAACAACGAAGAGAAAUUACCGUAUGCUUUCUAUAUAUCAGACGAGGAGCUCCUUGUGGCACUAGAAACGUACUUGCAGAAAAACAAAGUCUCAGUGGAGAAGGCAUUGCCUAUAGUUUGUCAACCUCAAGCUAUAUUCAGGAUUCGUCCUGUGAAUCGCUGUUCAGCAACUAUUUCUGGUCAUGCAGAAGCUGUACUUACCGUUGCUUUCAGUCCUGAUGGGCGACAACUGGCCAGUGGUUCUGGCGAUACCACUGUUCGGUUUUGGGACUUGAACACUCAAACACCAUUGUUCACUUGCACAGGACACAAGAACUGGGUCCUUUGUAUUGCAUGGUCACCAGAUGGAAAACAUCUUGUAAGUGGGAGCAAGGCUGGAGAACUUCAUUGUUGGGACCCGCAAACGGGAAAGUCAUUAGGCAAUCCAUUAAUUGGCCAUAAAAAAUGGAUUACUGGUAUCUCAUGGGAACCUGUCCACUUAAAUGCUCCAUGCCGCCGCUUUGUAAGUGCCAGCAAAGAUGGGGAUGCUCGUAUAUGGGAUAUCUCUUUAAAGAAAUGUCUUAUGUGUCUCAGUGGCCACACACUUGCUAUAACUUGUGUAAAAUGGGGUGGAGAUGGUGUAAUUUAUACUGGCUCGCAGGAUUGUACAAUCAAAGUAUGGGAAACUACACAAGGGAAGCUAAUUCGUGAGCUGAAGGGCCAUGGGCAUUGGGUUAAUUCUUUGGCAUUGAGCACUGAGUAUGUUCUUCGCACUGGAGCUUUUGAUCAUACUGGAAAACAAUAUUCAUCUCCGAACGAAAUGAAGAAGGUUGCUCUUGAAAGGUACCAAGCAAUGAGAGGCAAUGCCCCUGAAAGAUUGGUCUCUGGAUCUGAUGAUUUUACCAUGUUCCUUUGGGAACCUUUUAUCAGCAAGCACCCGAAAACACGCAUGACAGGUCAUCAGCAGCUUGUGAACCAUGUCUAUUUUUCACCUGAUGGGCAAUGGGUGGCAAGUGCAUCUUUUGAUAAAUCUGUGAAGUUAUGGAAUGGCACCACUGGGAAGUUCGUUGCUGCCUUUCGAGGCCAUGUUGGGCCUGUUUACCAGAUAAGCUGGUCUGCAGAUAGUAGACUUCUUUUAAGUGGCAGCAAAGAUUCAACACUUAAGGUUUGGGAUAUCCGGACACGUAAGUUGAAGCAAGAUCUUCCAGGCCAUGCUGAUGAAGUUUUUUCUGUUGAUUGGAGUCCAGAUGGAGAGAAGGUGGCCUCUGGUGGCAAGGAUAAAGUCUUGAAGUUGUGGAUGGGCUAGGCUAAGUUUUGGAUGAAUAGUGGGUAUCUACAGUCGGUGUAUCUCAAUGGUUGGGAUGCAAGAUCCUCUUUAAAUUACAUAGACAACCUAUAAGAUGUGUAUCAGAACUGUACUCUAGAUAGCCAUUUAGAAUAUAGGCACUGGAAGAAGUUGCUCAAAUUGUGUCUCAGAAAAGUGGUAAAGAAGCGGAUGGGUGCCUAUCAUAUACUUGAAGGUAUAUAUAUAUACCAAUGUUUUGUUGUCUGCUCCGACGUCUGUUUUUUCUGGGUCUCCCCUCUCAUUAUGAUCGUAGGCGCAUUGUUUGUCAAUUACAUGGUUGUCAUUUUUUUUUUCCUUUUGGUCAAUAAUGGCUAUCAUUGAUUGAACAGUAAUAGGGUUCAUUUGUAUGAACUCAGAAUUUUGGCAGUUUGACACCUGAUAAAAGUAGGGACUGAAUGUGCAAAAGGGCUAGCCAGAGGAUGGCUCUCUGUUGGCCAUGACACUUCCAGUGUUUGAACAGAGUAUUAUAAGGAUUGAGAUAUUUAGAUAAAGAAAAUUAAAUUGCAUCAUCAAUUUAAUUGUUUUCAUUUU